CGUCAUUCGAUGAUGUCAUUUUUUUUCUAUUCGAUACUUUACGUCUUGGAAAAUUUUUAUGUGACGAUAUCUGUUCAUAGGUAAAGAACUGAAAAACACAAGCAACAGUAAAUGAUAACCAUACAAACUGCAAUUCAUGGCUUUUAAGAAUAAAUAGGAACGGAAUUAAAGCAAACCAAAAGUUAAAACCCACAAAGUAAAAAAUACACAAUGCACGUUUUCCUCCGGCCGCACACUGCAAAGGGAUCCUACAGUCUUGUCAGAGGGGUUUAUGAUGCAAACACCACUGCAAAGUGUGUGUGUGUCGGGAGUGAUCGAAUACGCAAACAUAAUUUUAAAGAACCAAGACGACACAUUUCUACAAGUAAUGCAAAUUUGAUCAAGAGAUUUGAACAAGAACCAUGGAGUAUACCACUACUCCGUGCCCCUAGUAGAUUCAAUUUUCAAACACACCCUAGGAAUUUUUCAAUAUCUGCUAUUUAUUUCGAGAAGGAGCCGCUAAAACCGUCAUCUAAAGUUGAAGUGACAGUACAAGAACUAAAAAAGCAAAAGGAAACUUCUCCCACUGAACUAGCACCAAAACCUGUCGUUAAAAAAAGUAUAAAACAAAAAAUUAUUGAUGAGCUGAUCCAUUAUUAUCAUGGAUUUCGGUUACUUUUCAUUGACGUGAAAAUCUCCACAGUCUUGGUAUGGCGAGUUCUGAAUGGAAAAACGUUGUCAAGGAGAGAGUACCGUCUAUUAAGAAGAACAGUGGGUGACAUGUUUCGGCUUGUACCAUUUUCAGUUUUUAUUAUCGUACCAUUCAUGGAAUUGUUACUACCAGUGUUCAUAAAACUCUUCCCUGGGAUGUUACCAUCAACUUUCCAGACUAUAAAGGAGCGGGAAGAUAAAAUUAAACAAAAUCUGAAGGUCAAAUUGGAAAUGGCAAAGUUCCUCCAAGAAACCCUGGAUGAUAUGGCCCCCCAACAUAAGGACCAUAACUCAGCUCGCGCCAAAGAAUUUUCAGAAUGGUUCCACAAAAUUCGAACAUCAGGCGAGCAGGUAUCAAACGAAGAAAUAAUGAAAUUUUCGAAGCUCUUCGAAGACGAAAUAACCCUCGACUCUCUUUCAAGAAGCCAGUUGAUUGCCUUGUGCCGUGUCCUCGAAGUCCAAACACUGGGCACCAAUAACUUCCUGCGCUUUCAGUUACGAAUGAAAUUGCGUUCGUUGGCAGCCGAUGACAAAAUGAUACAAAAAGAAGGCGUCGAUACCCUCACUCUAGGAGAAGUCCAACAAGCUUGUCGAGUGCGCGGAAUGAGAGCUUACGGUGUCUCCGAAGAGCGACUUAGGUCACAAUUAAACCAAUGGCUCGACUUGAGCUUAAACGAAAGAGUGCCACCAUCACUCUUGCUGUUGUCAAGAGCGCUGAUGUUGCCUGAAACGAUUCCGACCAGCGAUAAGCUCAAAGCUACGAUUUCGGCUCUUCCUGAAACGGUCAUCACGUCAACGAAGGCCGCAAUCGGAGAGAAAGAAGGCAAAAUUGACAAUAAAGUUCAACUGGAAGUGUUAAAGGAAGAAGAGCGCAAAGUCAAGGAAGAGAGGAAAGAACGAAGAGAAGAGAAGAAGCAGCUCGAGUUGGAGAAAGAGAAGGAGAAGGAGAAGGAAUUGCUCAUCGACAAAGCACCUGUGAUCUCGGCUACUUCGACACCGAUCCUUGAGGACACCGCCACGAGGAUAAGUGUGGAGAAGCUGGAGAAGGUUGAAAAGAAGGAAGAGCCUUUGAGGUCGAAAGAUUUCGAAAUGCUCGAAGACGCGAUCGAGUCGGUCGCCCAAAAGAAGAAGAUCAUGCUCGAGAAGAGCGAGAUACAAGAAUUGAAAGAACAGAUGGCGGAUUACAGGGAAGACGUGGAGGAUUUCAACAAAGCGGUUGCCGAGCAGCCUAGACCUGAGAUAAAAGAGAGCAAGGCGGCGCAGAGGCUGUUCAAGAGCGUGAAUAGGAUGAUCGGCAAGUUGGAUAACGUUUUGGUCGAUUUAGAGAAGAAGGAGGAACAGCUCAAGAAAGAUUUGGAAGUUGAAGCAACUGAUAAACAGAAGACGCAAGAGGAAUUGUUAAAGAUCGAUGAUAUUAUAGCCGCGAUCAGAAACAUCAGAGGCGUUUCGGAUGAAUCCAGAAUCGACCAGAUCGUCAAAGUAUUGAAGAAGAUAGAUGACGACCACGACGGGUCGAUCAAGGUUGAAGACGUGUUACGAGUAGUUGAAAUUAUCGGCAAAGAAAAUGUUAAUUUGAGUGAUAAACAGAUGGAUGAGUUGAUGGAGUUGUUGGAUAAGGAGGAAAUUUUGGAGGUGGAGGAUAAAAUAGAAAAGGCCUUGCAAAAGGAUAAAGACACUAAAAUUGAUGUGAAGAAAGAAGAAACGGUUAAGACCGCCGACACGCAAAAAACAAAAUUUGAGGCGAAGUCGACGAUAAUCGCACCACCUGUUAACAGUAUUGACAAACCUAAACCAUCAGAUAGUUCCAAAAUGCUUUAGUUAAUUCAAGUUUUGUAAUAGGCAAUUUUUGUUACCAGUUUUCUUUAAAUUAUUUUAAUAUACCUCUUUACUUAUACAAUAGUACUGGUGUAAACGAAAUAAACUAUUUAAUUAACGACUCAGAUUUGAAUAAUCGCAAUCGCGUACUUUUAUAACUUGCGCACCAGUGAAAGGACUCGUUCAACGUACGUACUACGAAGAAUUAUUUAAAAAAUGUACAACGUUUGUAAAUAAUGUUUUGGGAAACGUUAAUAAUAAAGCACGUAAAACCCUGUAA
Molecule: messenger RNA, 2785 nt
Organism: Zophobas morio
Lineage: Eukaryota; Metazoa; Arthropoda; Insecta; Coleoptera; Tenebrionidae
Product: mitochondrial proton/calcium exchanger protein-like
Exons: 3
Coding region: 211-2508 (765 amino acids)
Biological process (GO): intracellular monoatomic cation homeostasis
Cellular component (GO): mitochondrial inner membrane
Molecular function (GO): ribosome binding; calcium ion binding
Source: RefSeq, a predicted model, not a curated record